Messenger RNA from Gymnodraco acuticeps, 2571 nucleotides. RefSeq names its product acyl-coenzyme A thioesterase 5-like. The record is from RefSeq and is a predicted model, not a curated record. Gene Ontology annotation, molecular function: fatty acyl-CoA hydrolase activity. Bases 945 to 2249 code for a protein of 434 amino acids. The transcript is spliced from 11 exons. Lineage: Eukaryota; Metazoa; Chordata; Actinopteri; Perciformes; Bathydraconidae. Gene Ontology annotation, biological process: fatty acid metabolic process; acyl-CoA metabolic process.
ACUCAAGAAAAACCUUCAAUUUAGGGCCCCCAGAAGCAGCCUAAUCAGAGGCUGGAUCCAAUUGGCCCCUUCAGACACAACGGAGCAGUGGCUCUACGUUGAGCUCCUUCUGGAUGUGUGUCGUCUGCAUAACAGUGAAACUGGAGGUCGUUGUAACGGAGAAUCUGUCCAAGAUGGUGGAUGUAGAUGGUGAACACAAGUGGACCGAGUACAGAGCCCUGGUGGACGCCGUUGGAAACAGAGACAGAGAGGGAUUUGCAGUUUUUUAUGUAGAUUAAUUGAAUUUCUGUUCUAUUUUGUCUCGUCUGGAACUAGCUUGCAAUAAGGUAUUUUCUGUUAACAGUUCCUGUCUCCUGCAUUUGUGUCCAACCUGCGCUGCUUACUGUGACAGAGAAUCCGACCAACUCAUGUUUGUACAGGAACAGUUUGAUCCGUUCUUCUCCCUUGUUUGCUAACGCUAAGCCCUGUCUAAUAAUUUCCAUAACUGGGCAGAUAACGUAUUUUUUUACAUUUCAAAUGUUAACACAUAACCUGGCAGCCUCUAUUAAUCGUUCUCACCUCCAGCCUGCCCCUCUGUCUUUCUGGCUCUGGUUUAUUUUCAUAAAACACCCUAACAAAGUACUGUGGUAGUAAAAUCACCACACCAUUCUAUAAUUUUCUUGUGUUAAUCCACAUGCUUCAUUCAGUAUGCGAAAGUUUAGUGUAUUACAAGGAUCAUAAUGAUUGACCUCAUCCCAUUCUUUACAAAUGGUACAUUCCCUCCACCUUUGAUCGAGUGAUGUUGCUGUGGGAGGAGAUUCAAGUUCCACAAAAUAUUAACCUGUUCUGGCAAAGUUUGAUUAGGUAAUUGCUUUGUUUGCAGAUGCUUAGACGACUUCAGAACCAAGAGGAGAUCAAACCAACUAUCAAGAAGGCACACCUGAACACAAGCUUGAAAGAUCAGGAUGGACAUGAAACAGCAUUGCGUGAAGCUGUCGGUCCAGCCGUCCAGAGGGCUUGUGGAUGAGAAGUUCACCGUCUUGGUCCAGAACCUCCUCCCUGGGUUCCAGCUGACCAUCCACGCCCUCCACCAGUGUGAAGACGGACACAGCUGGGAGGCUUUUGCUCACUACACUGCCAAUGCCACCAGUAUUGUGAACGUUUCACAGGAUCCCAGUCUGGGAGGGACAUAUUCUGGGGUUGAACCGAUGGGUCUGCUGUGGAGCCUCAGACCAGUUCCUGGCAGCAAAACUGGGCUCAGGUUGAGGAAGAUGAACGUCCAGACUCCCAUGGGGGUAACAAUCUCGGUGUACCAGGGUCACCAGAAGGAGGGCUUCUUGGAUCAGGUGCUGCUGGCCAGUGUGGUGGUAGAGCGAUGGUACAUGGCUCCCGGCGUCCGUAGAGUCCCGAUAACAGAGGGCAGACUCACUGCGACCCUCUUCCUGCCCUCAGGACCUGGUCCUUUCCCCGGACUCUUGGACCUUUGGGGGUGGGGAGGGAAGCUGGUGGAGUACCGGGCAGCGCUGCUGGCCUCCCACGGCAUCGCCUCGAUGGCCCUCGACUACCUCACACCUAAGGAAACUGGGAGAAUGGUGGAUAAUGAUUACUUUGAGACGGCCUAUAGAGUCCUGGAGCAGCAUCCUCAGAUCCUCGGCAGCAGGAUCGCCAUGUUGGGUCUUUCCUUCGGCGCCGGUGUCACCCUCAGAAUGGCUGUUUACUCCAAAGGUCUCAAGCUCAGCUGUGCAGUGUGUAUCAAUGGGAGUCAUGUGCAGCCGAUUGACGGACCUCUGGAACAAAUAAUGACUUACUUUAACAAAAACGUUGAGAAGACUCGCUUUGACGAGGAUAACCAACUGAUCUGCAGAGAUCUGAUGCUGCCCAUCCCCACAGACCCCUCACUCAAAGUGGACGUGGGACGACUGCAGUGUCCUCUGCUGCUCGUCGUCGGUGAGGACGAUCAGAACUGGCCCACCUACGAGUCUGCAAUGGACAUGAGAGAGAUGAUGGAGCGAGCGGGGAACAGCCACCUGCUGACUGUCCUGUCCUAUAAGAAUGCCGGUCACCUGAUCCAACCUCCGUUCACGCCAUUUACCCGAGCCAGCACCUUCAAAUCUGUCACUAUUCCACCUUUUACGAUGAUGGCUCUGUGGGGCGGAGAGCUGGUGGCACAUUCUCGCGCUCAGGAAGACGCCUGGAGGAAGACGCUGGUCUUUCUGAGGGAGAAUCUGUACGGCGACAUGAAACCUGGUGCUUUAUUUUCCAACCUGUAACCAAGACAACAAUUUAAUAUUGUAGAGACUUCUGGCACCUUUGGUUCAGGAAGUAAAAGUUAUCUUUUCCAUGCUUAAAAACUCUAGCCAGCUUUGAUGGACGUGAGGUGGUCAUGUUUGAAUCAGUAAAGUAAUAUACCUAAAGUAUUAAAUGUACCACUUGUCAAACCAGAAAUAACAAGGUGCCUUUCAGGUAAAACACUCACUUGCAUGAUGGGGGUGGUGAAUACUGAAUAAAAUAUUUUUCCUGGCCAGAAAAGAGACCUUCUAUGUUAUCAUGUUGACUACAGCUUGAAACGUUGAAUCGGUGCAAACAAUACCU